CCUGCCUGUAGAUAUUAGAAAUGUUUACCUGGCAUCUCUGGUUAUAAAUGUUUGUGGUUCUACGGAAAAAAUUAUACCUACCGAAAUUGGUAGAAGUAAUGUCUAACUAUGAAUAAUGUAUCUUCAAUCCAGGAACGGCUUCAGUUGAAGCGCGUUCCUCUGGACAAAUGGUCAACAAAAGAAAAACUUUGCCUGGCUUCUGCCGUGGCUUGCAGCGGAGAUCAGAAUUGGAUGUCCGUUAGCAGAUCGCUAAAGAUGCUUUGCGGUGGAAACCGGCCAGGUGAUUGGUUUUCACAAAAAUCUUGUGCUGCUCAGUACGGUAAACUCUUGGAGAAUGUGGAGACGCCGAAGAGAAAAAAACGAACAGCUUCUGAACGAGAUGGUGUAACAGCAGUAGAAACCCCAGGAGAAUCGAUUCUUAGAAAACUAACUCAGGAACGAAUUAUUGAACUGAAGAAGAUUAUUCAGGACGAAGCACAGCAGUACACUAAGGUUAAAGAAGAUAUUAUUUUGAUUCAAAGCGGAGUAACUGAUGAAAAAAAAUUGCGCGAAAUGUGGAAGCAAAUAGAAACAGAUAAGGUCCAGAAGGAAAAGGAACAGAUUCUGCAUGCACAAUGGUUAAAAGAACGUGAGGAGAAAAAGCUUGAACUAGAGCGGCAAUGGAGGCCAAUGUUUCCAAGUUCACCCAAUGCAAAUAAGGGCUCCGGAUCUAGUAUCAAAUUAAAGGAUGAAAUAGAUGAAGAUAGUCAAAGUUCAACCAAAACAGGGACAUCACCUUUGCUAACAUCUUUACUUAAAAGCCCCACUACUAAUUCAUCAAAUAAUCACUUGUUACAAACUCCUAGAUCUGUAUCUUCACCUACAAUUACGAAUUUACUCACAGGAAAUUCUCCUACAGUCGUAAAUAUUCAAGGCAGAAAUCUAUUCCCGGCGGCAGCAACGGUAUCAAGUCAAUCGUCGGAAAGUAGUCCUCUUUCCAGGCAUACAACAGAAGAUAAGUUAAACAUUCAAGAAUCUUCCUUAAGUCAAAUCGAUUCUAAUAUUACACUGCUUCUGGAUUCCAAAAAUAUUGAAAUCAAAUCGGAAGCACCAUCUUCAUCGAAGGAUUCGUCCAAAAUUUUGCCACAAGAUGAUCAAGCGACCGAAAAGACCGAGGAUAUGGAAAUUGACUCAGAUAAUGUCGAUCCAGCUAAAGAUUUGAUGGCCGUUUUUCAGGAACUCAUGCCAGAAGAAUUGGAUGAAAUUCUCAACGAGAAUAAUGGUAUGAUACUCGAGGACGAAAUACUUGACAACGUCGUUGAUUCCAUAAUGGAUGAUGAAGUUGAGUCGACAAAAGGAAAAGAUUUAACUAUUUUGGAAGCAGUGAAUGCUACAAGUUUUGUAGAAGAACCAAAAAUUGACGCAACUCUUCCAAAAAACGAGUCAAUUUCUCCUGAGAUCGUGGAAGAUACCUGUUUGAAAGCAGCAGUGGCUGAACCCUCUUCUGUUAUGAUUUGUGAAGCAUCAAGUGCAAACACACAAGAAGAGUUCUCAAAAUCUGCUGAUGAUAUGUCAGAUAAGGUAGACGAUACUCAGGAAAGUGAACCCAAACAGUCUAAUAAAAAUACAGAGCAGAAUGAAUCGCACUCCGAAACAAAAGAAAGUGAACCGAUCGUAGCAGAUGAAGGUAGUCAUGUUUUUUCUACUAACGAUCAUUCUAUUUCCGAGAAUAAAGAGAACACAAAGGAGUCAGAUACUAAAACUGAUGUCGAAUUAUCAAACGUGACUAAUGUUGAUGAGGGUUCAAAUAUUUCAAAACCAGAAUUAGAAGAUUGUGAAGAUAAAGCUGCAGUAUCUUCGGACUCGUUCUCAUUGGACAGAAAAACACCUGAAGUUAAGUCGGAAGAAUCGAUGGAUGUGAAAGAGGAGGGUUCUGAAUCAACUUUAAGCGAUGAUAAAUCUGGUCCUUCAGCACAGGAAACCACGACACAAGAAGUACGUACAACACUCUCCGACGAAGAAGAAGCCGCUAGGGCUAAAAAAGAAGCUCUAGAAAAACUAGCUGCGGAAUAUGACUUCAAAGAUGAUGAAGAGCCAAUCGUUCCACUUUCGAUUCAAAAAUCAAAAGAAGAAAAACACGUUCCAGAGGAAGAUGUAUUCAUGGAUGCCCAAGAACAUCUGGAUGAACCCGAUGAACAAAAAGAUUGUUGUCCAAAAAAGCAAGAAGAGCCUGUGAUUGCUAUCACCGAUACGGAUGAUGAUUCCUUGAUUGAAAUGAAAAUUUCCAAAACAAAGCGAGAUUACUCACGACGCAGACCAGUGGAAGAUUUUUUUAAAACUAAAGAUGAUCAACUCAAUACUUCAAGAAGUGAGGAAUCCGAAGGUCGCACGCUGCGUAAAUUACGCGAUCGCGACCGAUCGGAAAGUCCAUUCAUUUUGCUCGAAGACGACAUUAACGAUAAAAUGAAACGUAGUUACUCAUCAACUCCGGUAAUGGACUCUAUUCCUAGUUCUCCGGCUUCUAGUGAAGAUCGCGACUACAGAGUUUGGAAAAAAGCUAUCCUUUCGAUACACUCUAAAAUUUCAUCAUUACGAUAUGCGUCGGCUUUUCUGAAACCCCUACUAGAGGAACAAAUAACCGAUCUAAUUUACAAACCAAUGGAUCUCUCCAAAAUUAAGAAGAAUAUUGAAAAUGGCAAUAUACGAACAACAGCUGAAUAUCAACGAGAUAUUAUGCUAGUCUGUACCAACGCAAUAAUGUUGAAUCGUGUUGAAAUCUGUUCCCCGACUGCAGCUCGCGUUCUUUUAAAAGAAGCUGUUGCUUUAAUUGACGCAACUAUGGAGGCAAGUAAGCAAUUGCGAGAAAAAGAACCUGAUAAUCGCAGCGGAAGUGCAAACAAGCGAACUUCUCGGAAAGGAACGACAAGAAGUUCAACGUCGACCAAUCGCACUUGAGAAAGCUGAUUUGCAUUUUUCAUAAGAUUGUAGUGUAUAAAAUAUACGAUAACCAUUGCA
Messenger RNA from Malaya genurostris, 2994 nucleotides. RefSeq names its product bromodomain-containing protein 8 (gene Brd8). Gene Ontology annotation, cellular component: NuA4 histone acetyltransferase complex. The transcript has 2 exons. Gene Ontology annotation, molecular function: protein binding. Bases 109 to 2934 code for a protein of 941 amino acids. Lineage: Eukaryota; Metazoa; Arthropoda; Insecta; Diptera; Culicidae. The record is from RefSeq and is a predicted model, not a curated record.